This is a messenger RNA of Helianthus annuus (common sunflower), 1866 nucleotides long. Its product is annotated as shikimate O-hydroxycinnamoyltransferase. NCBI's taxonomy places the organism in Eukaryota, Viridiplantae, Streptophyta, Magnoliopsida, Asterales, Asteraceae. The coding region runs from base 53 to 1696 and encodes 547 amino acids. The record is from RefSeq and is a predicted model, not a curated record. The transcript has 2 exons. Gene Ontology annotation, molecular function: acyltransferase activity, transferring groups other than amino-acyl groups.
UUUUGACAACCACUCAAGUUUCAAGCCAUACCCUUUGCUCUCUCUUAAAAACAUGAUAAAGUAUUAUCAUCUUUUCAAAUUUGCGAGAUCCAAAGGUUUCCCAGUCUCAAAUAAAAAAUGGUUUUAUCAAAGUAGUUUCAUUAGAUCACAACACUUUCUAUGCUACCCACAACAGCCACAACCACCUGUAGAAGUACCACAUCCAACUGAAAAUGUUAGAAACAUAUGUUAUGGUACUACACUUAGUUAUGUUACCCAAUAUCGUAGUAAUCAUCACCAUGCUCAACUUUCGACGUUACACAAGCCAAGUUUCCCCGACCAUGAUGGGGGCAACCGACACGAUUACCAUGUGUCCAUAAAGGAUAGAGAUGUUAUUUGCGCGGCUCAUGGGCCUAAGUUCGAGUACUGGCUCCCCCAGUCCAACCUAGACCUACUCCUACCACCACACCAUGCUGGAGUUUUCUUUUGUUACCAAAAACAGAAAGACACUUCAAUGUCACCCGAAACUGUCAUAAAGACCAUAAAAAAUUCUUUGUCUGAGGUAUUAUCUACGUUUUACCCGCUAGCCGGAGAGAUAGUACCAAACAGUCAGGGGGAGCCCGAAGUGUUGUGUAACAACAGUGGGGUCGAAUUUGUGUAUGCUCAUGCUGACGUGGAGCUGGAAAACCUAGAUUUGCAUCAUCCAGAUGAAACCGUGAAUGGAAAGUUGGUCCCAGAUUUAAAUCGUGGUAUUCUUUCGGUUCAGGUAACAGAAUUCAACUGUGGAGCAAUAACUGUAUCCUGUACUUUUGAUCAUCGUAUAGGUGACGGGACCUCCCUAAACAUGUUCUUAGUUGCGUGGGCCGAGUAUGCCCGGUUUAAAAAAAUUUCCAACAUCCCAUCCUUCCGCCGUUCAAUCCUAAACCCACGACGCCCACCUCAUUAUAACACAGUGUAUGACGAUUUUUACCUUCACCUAUCAUCUCUACCUCCACCUCCUUCUGAAGAGAACAAACCUCAUAGUCGCAUCUACUAUAUUCACGCUGAAUCGAUCAACAAUCUUCAACAUGAAGCAAGUUCAAAAGAAAUCCGAAGAAGCAAAUUACAAUCUUUUGUUGCAUUCAUAUGGAAGUUAAUAGCUCAAGAAGGCCAUAAUGAACCAAACAAAACAUCUAGAAUGGGUGUUGUUGUUGAUGGACGGAAACACUUGAGUGGAAAUAGGGAGCAAGUAUCAUCCAUGUUAGCAAACCACUUUGGAAAUGUAGUAUCAAUUCCAUAUGGAGUGUUGAGUAAUCAACAUCUUCAGGAAAUGCAACUUAGUGAAGUCGCAACCAAGGUUAACAAGUUUGUGACUGACGCUACACAAGAAGAACAUUUUAGGGGAUUGAUUGAUUGGGUAGAGUUGCAUCGACCUCAGCCAGCAUUUGCAAGAAUAAAUCUUAAGCUACAAGAGAACGAUGGGGACACUAUAGUUGUGUCAUCUGGACAAGGUUUACCGAUUAGUGAGACAAAUUUCGGAUGGGCGCAACCAUAUUUUGGGUCGUAUCAUUUUCCUUGGGGUGGUCAUACAGGAUAUAUAACCACAAUGCCGAGUACCAAGAAGAAUGGAGAUUGGAUUGUGUAUGCGCAUCUCAAACAAAAGCACCUGGAUUUGAUCGAGAGCAAAGCACAACAUGUCUUCAACCCGAUUACACAUUCUUAUUUAAGGUUUCAUUAAGCUACCUGAGCAUCCAAUCUUUACUUCAGUUAUGUUGUAUUUUAAUCUGGGUAUUUUCUUAUAUUAGUUUCUAUUUAGGUUAUAAAGUAGGGCUUUAAGAACUUUGAUUAAGGAUAUGUGUUUCCUUGAGUUGUUUUAAUUUAUUAGAUUGUAUUGUUUGGUUGCAUGUU